CUUAGAUGAGACCCACAAAACAAAAACAUCCUAAAACCCUUCGCUCCUCCGAGUUCUCUUCUCUCUCCUCUUGUCUUUCAGAGAAAAUCAAAGGCUUUAGACAAUCAGACAGCGCGACAUGCAAAUCCUACUUUCCAUGGAUGUACUUGUAGCCUUGUAGAGAUAGGGCAUGCACCGCCACAGAGCAUGUUACGAAGAAGCCUCACUUUUUCCUCCUUCAACUCCCACAAGCACCUGAACAAAUCUGUUUUAUUGAGUGGGUGGCGUGGAAGGCAAUACGCUGGUAGCGCUAACGCUGCAGCUGCAGAGGCAGAUGCAGAGGCAGAGGCAGAAGCAGAAGCAGUGGCAGAAGCACCAAAACCAAAUGUCCGCAGAGUUAAAGGGAAAAGGCUUUCCAAAGCGGAGCGCCAAGCUAUGCUUGAACCCUUUGUCAACAAGUACAGAGCAAUGAAUGCUGGGGCAUUCCCUACUGUUUCAUGUGCUCAGAAAGAACUGGGUGGCUCUUACUAUGUGGUAAAGGGCAUCCUUCAGGAGUUACAAUACAAAGCUAAGAUGUCACCCUGGUCUCCCGUAAGUGCGGAUAUGCCAAAACAAGAAGAAGUUAGAGAAAUUGAAUCUUUGGCUCAAGUUGAAGAGAAUUCAAACAGUCAGGUGUCAGUACAUGCCAGCACUCAAACUGAUUCUGAGGCGACAUAUGAUGCUGAUCUGCCAGGACAAGAGGAUGUUGGUGAAAUUGAAUCUUUGACUCAAUGUGAAGAGAAUUCAAUCUCUGAGGUGUCCGCAGAUGCGGGUGUUCAAAAUGAUUCUGAAGAGACAUAUGAUACUGAUCUUCCGGGACAAGAAGAAGUUGGAGAAAUUGAAUCUCUGACUGGAGUUGAAGAUAAUUCAACCUAUGGGGUGUCAGCAGAUGCCAGUGGCAGGCAUUUAGAAGCCAAUGAAGAGGCACAGGCUUCCUCCUCAGUUGAGAUCUUAUCUGAAGAGGUUAUCACUCGAGGAAGUGAUUCUGAUCUUGUUGCAACACAAAGUAAUUUGCUGAAAGUGGAUUCUGUGGAAUCUUCUUAUAAAGACCUUGAUGAACUUAGUAAUAGUAAGGAGGAAGCUAAGCAGAAUCUUUCUGGUUCUAUUUCUAAAGAAUGUCAACUGUCAGAAGAAAGAUUCGAGGUUGUUUCUUAUCCAUUUGGCAAAUCUGAGAAUAGUGAAAGAGCGGAAGCUGAAGCUGACAAACAAGAUUUUGUUGCAAAAGAAAAAGAUCUGCCAAUAGGGGAAGCUAAUAGAGCCUCUCUUCCAAGUUUUGGUGAUAUACAGGAUAUGAAAAAACAAGAAGAUGCCUUAGAAGAUCUACCAGAUUAUGAUGAUUUAAAGUGUAAAAGAGAGAAAUAUGAAGAGAUCCCUCAGCCAGACAAACUUCCCAAAGACCUUCCUGGUAGGCAGGCUGAUGAUGCAGAGCCUUCAAGUAAAUCAACUCUAUGGGGGAAUAUGAAGUCAUUUGCGAAUGGCAUUAUCAGUAUCUUCAGAAAACUGUAAUCUUUGUCUCGGUAACGAUGAGACUUUUAGUAUGUUAAUGUUUUGUCAGGGUGGUGAUGGCAUAUAAGGUCAAUACAUCUAGCUUGUACAUACCGCUGAAAUUUGAAUAGUUGCACAAUCAAGUUUAUGGUUCACAUGAGGUUGGGGUGUUUGAGGA
Prunus dulcis (almond) is the source of this 1681-nucleotide messenger RNA. RefSeq lists its product as uncharacterized. Lineage: Eukaryota; Viridiplantae; Streptophyta; Magnoliopsida; Rosales; Rosaceae. The coding region runs from base 187 to 1524 and encodes 445 amino acids. The record is from RefSeq and is a predicted model, not a curated record. The transcript has 5 exons.